Messenger RNA from Naegleria lovaniensis, 1635 nucleotides. RefSeq lists its product as uncharacterized. Gene Ontology annotation, biological process: ribosomal large subunit assembly. The transcript has a single exon. Lineage: Eukaryota; Heterolobosea; Eutetramitea; Acrasida; Naegleriidae. Bases 1 to 1635 code for a protein of 544 amino acids. Gene Ontology annotation, cellular component: nucleolus. The record is from RefSeq and is a predicted model, not a curated record. Gene Ontology annotation, molecular function: protein binding.
AUGCCCAAACCUUCAACAAGCACUAAAAGAAAACGCAUGGAAGAGGCUUCAACAUCCUCUUCGAAUCAUCAAGACGAAGGCUCGGAUGAAUCCAAUAACAACCCUUUGGAAACAGCUUCCAAACAACCCAAAAUGACUGAAUCGGGAAUUGCUUCGGAACGAAGAUAUUUUAUAGAGUUUGUGAGUGGUAUUGACUCGGAAAAGACUGGAACGACCGUUGAAAUUGAUGCAAACAUGUCCAAAACACAAUUGAAUCAGCUUUUGAAUAGCAACUUGUUUUUGGACAAUGAAGAGGAAUUACCCUAUUCAUUCACCGUGAACGGAGAAGAAAUCGAAGCUUCCGUAAGAGAUACCUUGCUUUCAACACUUACAGAACAGUUGAGCUCAAAGAAUCAGAAUAGUUUAAAGAAGAGAGAAGAUAUGUUUGAUUUUGCAUCUACUCAGGAUGCUCCAUUACAAAUUGUGUAUCAUCCACAAGCAUUGUUUAGAGUUAGACCUGUCAGUAGAUGUACUUCUACACUUCCUGGACAUUCGGAAGCUAUUCUUUCAGUAAAUUUCUCUCCUAAUGGUGAACAGCUUGCCACAGGCUCGGGAGACAACACUGUCAGAAUUUGGGAUUUAAAUACAGAAAUGCCUCAAUAUACUCUAAAAGGUCACGAAAGUUGGGUAUUAUGUGUGGCAUGGUCACCAGAUGCGAAAAAGCUUGCGAGUGGUUGUAAGGACGGUUUAGUUAAAAUUUGGUAUGGAGACUCUGGCAAAAAAUGUGGAAAUGUGUUGAGAGGUCACAAGAAGUGGAUUACUGGCCUUACUUGGGAACCAUUUUUAACAUCAACAAAAUGCAGAAGAGUUGCAAGUUGUAGCAAGGAUGGAAUGAUUAUCAUUUGGGACGUGGUACUUUCGAAAAAAGAAUUCACUCUCUCUGGGCACUCAAAGGGUGUGACAUCAAUAAUGUGGGGCAUUAAUAACAUUCUUUAUAGCUGCUCUCAAGACUGCACAGUUCGGUUAUGGAAUACUGAAACAAAGCAAUGCACUCAAAUUUUGAGCGGACAUGCCCACUGGGUGAAUACUAUGUCCGUAAGCACUGAAUACUUUUUAAGAAGAGGAGCUUUUGAUCAUAACUGCGAACCUCUCCCACAAACUGAAGAGGAGAUUGAGAAACGGAGACAAGAUUUAUUAACCCUAUACAACAAGACUUUUGGAUCUCAACCAGUCCGAAUUAUUACUGGUUCUGAUGACAAUACCUUAAUUUUGUGGGAGCCUACAAAGAGCGACAAACCAAUCGCAAGAUUGACAGGUCACAAGGGUGUCGUGAAUCAAGUUAAAUUUUCUCCUGAUGGAAGACUCAUUGCUAGUGCAUCAUUUGAUAAGACCAUAAAGCUGUGGGAUGCACAGACAGGAAAGUACUUAUCCAGCCUUAGAGGACAUGUUGGCGCUGUUUAUCAAUGCUGUUGGAGCGGUGACAGCAGAUUACUUCUCUCAGCCAGCAAAGAUUCGACAGCAAAAGUUUGGGAUGUUCAAAAACGACAACUGCUUAAUGACAUGCCUGGUCACUACGAUGAAGUUUUUGCUGUAGAUUGGUCACCGGGAGGUGAUAAAGCUGCCAGUGGUGGAAAAGAUCGAGUUCUCAAAAUGUAA